AGUCAAAACAAAUAACGAGAUGCUGAGUGUUUUAGUUGUUUAAAUUCAUAUUUGAAUGUCAGAUUAUAGAUGAAUGCCCAUAAUUGCAUGGACCUACAAGAAUGAAUGGGGAUGAUCCUCAUGUGAAUGAGCGACAAAGUAUACUGACCAGACUCCUAGAUGCUGUCAAACAGUGCCAAGUACGAUUUGGUGGGAGAACAGAAUUGGCUGCUGAUGCAGACAGCAGAGUUUCCUGUCUGUGUGCUGCCUGGGAGACUGGUCUCCAGCAUGGAAUGCGACAGAGUAACAAGGCUAUCUUAGCCCUCAAACAGGUGACAGAGAUUACUGGUCUCAGCAAAGUCACUGACAUGUUCAAUGACAUCACCAAUAAGGAGUCAGAGGCAGUGUUCUGGCAGUAUGUGAAGGAACACCUGACCAAACACGAGCUGGAUAGAUUCAUGAAGCUUCAGAGCAUUAACACAGACUCAGGGCGUGGUAGGGCAUGGCUAAGGGCUUCCCUAAAUGAACACUCUCUAGAAAGAUACACUCACAUGCUCCUUGAGAGUGAGGAACUACUCAGUCAGUUCUAUGAAAGUUGGGCAUUUCUGCGUGACCAGGAAAGGAGCAGCAUGAUGCCAAUGAUGGCUGCAGGUCUGGGAUCAAUCCUGUUUGCCAUCAACAUAGAUAAUGCUGAUUUGAACAAUAUCAGAAAGCCCACUACCAAUGUUAUCACAGUCCCUACUGCUUUGGCAAAGUCACCUCCCAGGGUAGAUGAUGAGCCACGUCCUGUCAUUGCUGGCGAGGAAAGCCCGACCACUUCCUCAGAAUUACUGAAGAAAAAAGACAAAAAGAAGAAAAAGAAAAUGGCCAACAUUGUGAGUUUUGAUGAGGAUGAUUCUGGAACAUAUAGUGCUUCACACCUAUCUGAAGUAGAUCAGUCAGAGUUUGACAAUGGGGCAACAGUGGGAAGGAGAUCAUUUGACACAAACAAUGACAGUGAACCUCAAAAGCAAACGAUGCCCUUGCUGAAGGCACCAACUAAUGGUACUUCCUCACAGAGGUACCUAUUGUACAGCCGAGAACCAAGUGUUACAUCGGGGACAUCUAAUGAUCGACAGAAUAGUCACAGCUCCUUCAGUUCAGCUGACUUUGAGUUAAGUGACCAUGGCAACCUGAUACCUUUGAAUCCUGCGGGAAAUCCUGUAACCCUUUCUGCGUCACCUGUAACCUUGGAACAUAACCUAAGUUCAUCAGUGGACUCUUCUGAUGGUCAGAAGUAUGGAGGACUGGACAUAGCUUCAGCAGCCCGUGCACUUGAUCUGGCUCAACAGGGAACAGCACACAGCUACCGUACCCAAGGUGAUGGUGGUAAUGUGAAUGUGGUGGCAAAGAAAGAUGCCAUGUCAACAGAUGAACUGAAGCAGGCAGUGGUGUCCAUGAUGAUGAGGAAGGACGAAGUGGAGGAACAGAAUAGGAGUCUACAGGAUACCCUGCAACUUGAGAUGGAAACCUCGUCCACACUACGGGCAGUUAUUGAGGAUAUGAAGAUCAGUUUUUCAGCUAAACAGGAGAAGGAGACAGCAAAAUAUCAGGCACUGCAAAAGGAGAAUGAAUUACUGAAACAUCAACUGAGACGCUAUGUUAACGCUGUGCAGAUGUUGAGGGCAGAGGGCUCACAGAUUGAUGACAACUUAGGUAUCCACUUAGAAGACCCUCAGCCUAACAUACCACCAGCCAAACCUAGUGUAGACUACAGUCACGAGGCAUCAGAAUAUGAGAAGAAAUUGAUACAGGUGGCAGAGAUGCAUGGGGAGUUGAUGGAGUUCAAUGAAAUGUUACACCGAACACUUAACAACAAAGAUGCCAUGUUACGCCGUGUCCAGCGAGAGUUAGUGGACCUCAGGGGGCCGCUGCCACAUGACCUGCAGUUGGCAGAUGAGUCGCUGAAUAUGGACAUGGAUAGCUUAUCCCUUCACCUGAACACAUUAGUUAACAUCUGGAUCCCUUCAGCUUUCCUCCAGGGAACCUCAUCCGAUCAGCAUCAUGUCUACCAGAUUUAUGUAAGAAUUCAAGAUGAAGAAUGGAAUACAUACAAAAGAUUUAGCGAGUUUCACCAGUUUCACAUCAAGUUAAAAAAGCAGUAUCCUGCCAUAGGUAGAUAUGAAUUCCCACCGAAGAAAACCAUCGGUAGAAAGGAAACCAAGGUAGUGGAGAAUAGACGGAAGGUUUUCCAGACAUAUCUAAGAAAAGUCAUCAACCACCUCCUAGAGAAAGAACCCACCCUUGCAGCUACAAUUAACAAGGAAAGACUACUACUGGCUUUACCUUUCUUCAGUGACAAACCACCAGAGAAGGAUGUAAAGAAAAAGGGAAUGAAGAAGUCACAAUCUGCUGCAAGUGUUCAGGCAGCUUCAACAGGCCAGCUUCCAGCAUCUGCAGCCCAACCAGAGUAUACUGGACUGUAGAUCUCAGUUGUACAAGGCUUUACUGGCCACUUCAGGCACAUUUCCUUAGUCAUUAUGGCUUGAUAGCAUAGCAUCAAAGACAUCAGACUUCUCUGUAUUACACUAGCAUUAAGUUGUAGGCACACCUCAGUCACCAACCCUUCCCCACCCUCCCCUACCUUGAUAACAUAGGACUAUAUACCUUAGAGUGAACCUAGCAGUCUGAGAUUUUAGGAGGGAUAUAGCAUAUUGUAGACCUGAAACUGAACACGGAAGCAUAUUAUGACAGAUACAGUGUGCUAUAUACCUCAAACUGAACAUGGCAGCCUGUGAGGAGGAAUACAGCAUACUGUAAACGUCAAACUGCUAGAGACAAUUCAACAGAAGUGCUGCAUUACCGGUUAAUCAGAGUCGGUUGUUCGAAUUUCCUCACAAAUUAUUGUCAUUAUUUUACUGUAACUCCUGUAUAGAGUUAUCUGUAGUUAUUCCAGUUUUGUCAGGUUAUUCAGGUAAAAGAACACUUUAUUUUUUAUGAGGUGAACGACCAACAUGGACUUUAAGAAUUCUUGAAGAUUAUUUAGAAACACGUUUUAACAGCAUUGUUUUAUGUUUUUUGUUUUUUUUUCCUUUUAUAAUAUUAUUUUUAUUAGCAAAUCACUCCUGCUUUGACCCCUGCCUUUUUUUGUCCUGGCCAGUGCAUGUAAUCUGAAGUGUCCUAAUACUUUACAAAUCUCAUGAUGAACAUUUCAUUUUAUUUUUGUAUAUCAUAAAUACAGAUUUUCCGGUGUUAACAUUUCAAUCGGCUAAUAGACCUCGUCUUUUUAUUACUUCAUUUGAUACUUCAAUAGCUAUGUUUCAGACUUGAAAAUGUAUUACUUAUUUUUAUUUUUGA
Messenger RNA from Ylistrum balloti, 3315 nucleotides. RefSeq names its product sorting nexin-29-like. The record is from RefSeq and is a predicted model, not a curated record. The coding region runs from base 102 to 2444 and encodes 780 amino acids. Gene Ontology annotation, molecular function: phosphatidylinositol binding. NCBI's taxonomy places the organism in Eukaryota, Metazoa, Mollusca, Bivalvia, Pectinida, Pectinidae. The transcript has 22 exons.